Coregonus clupeaformis (lake whitefish) is the source of this 2227-nucleotide messenger RNA. RefSeq names its product transmembrane protein 74-like. Bases 239 to 1072 code for a protein of 277 amino acids. The record is from RefSeq and is a predicted model, not a curated record. Lineage: Eukaryota; Metazoa; Chordata; Actinopteri; Salmoniformes; Salmonidae. The transcript has 2 exons.
ACCUUGCGUGGGAGGGAGGGACUACAGCGAAAAUCUUUCGUCUCAAGCAGACGAGGAUUCUAACAUCAUGUAGGCUACAUUUUCGUUAAAGGCAUUUAAUCAUCGAUCUAUUAUGAUUAUUCUAUACAAAGUAUUCUGACAUAUGAAGAACAUUCGACAUAAUGAAUGGUGAAGAAGGAUGCUGCGGACUGAGAACGCUGUGGGGAAAUAAUUGAAGUGAACCAGCGGAAAGAAUCGAAUGGCUUCUGUAGAGCUGCUUUAUAUAGAUAAGGACGGAAGAGGCAGACAAUCCGAUCCUCCCUGCGUCCUUGACUGGGCUUCCAAUCCGGUGCAUGUUCGUAAGGCGAGCAGUUCAGCCGGAGGGGCGCUCUCUAUCUCAGCUCCGGACUGCGAAGGACUGUGUAAUUCAGCACCAAGGACGGUUCCCCAUAACGGAAAUCCGGAUUUUAAACACAGUCACCCUGCGGUGGAGAAGGUCAGAGUGUGCUGCGACGAGGAAUUAGAGACAUCUUUCACCUAUGUCGACGAGAAUGUGAAUUUGCGCCUGGCAAGCCCUGGGAAAAGUGGGGAAAGUAUCCACAAUUCCGGGUGUAGGCCUAAUGACUGUCCCGAGGGGUUGCAUGAGUUAUCCCUAAUGUCAGAUGAUGAUCUCGCAUCAGAAAGUUCGGGGGCAUCUGUAGAUUACGGUUUUAUAAGCGCGGUCACUUUCCUAGUCACUGGGAUCUCGUUAGUGAUUAUAUCGUAUGCAGUCCCUCGCGAGGUCAAAGUGGACCCGGAGAGCGUGUCUGCGAGGGAGAUGGAGAGGCUGGAAAUCGAAAGUGCCAGGGUAGGGGCACACCUGGAUAGGUGCGUGAUAGCAGGGCUUUGUCUACUGACGCUGGGCGGGGUAGUGCUUUCCACUCUGCUAAUGAUAUCUAUAUGGAAGGGAGAGAUGUACAGGAGAAAAUCAUUUGCAUAUUCCAAGCACUCAGCGAAACGAUAUGGCUCCAUCAAUUUCAAAACGAGAUCUAGCCCUUGUCGGUCGUCCCCGCACCUGUCUAUGAAGGAAGAGAUAGAUGAGACCUUGAAUUAAAAUGAUAUCCUGUUGACAAAAUACUUUGUCUUGUGUUACUAAGCCAGAGCAACACAAUACAGCAUGAUGCAGGUACUCCAGACCCAAAAUGUGCAACCUGAACACAUCAGUCGGUCUACCUACCUACAUUAGCAUAACUGUUAAAACAUUAAUUUGUUUUAAUAUCCAAGAAGAUGAAAUAUACAUUGUCUUAUGGUAUCAUCUCUAUAUAAUUUAAUGGACAUGCAAGGUAUAGGCCUAUUUAACCAGGUAAGCAAGUUAACAAAAUGAUACAGAAUGAAUAAGCAGGACAACAUAAAUUAAAAGAAAAAACAUCUAUGUUUAAGAAAAAAUAUGGUUGCUAUCCUGCCACUGCCACCUUGCCUACGACACCACAGGGUGACGCUUUCUAAGGGUUGGCUCAAGAUCACUUAAUCACGUCAAAGAACUCACUUACUUCUAAUGUACUGUACCUGCAGUAUAUGCAAUAUCAUACUUGAAUGAUCACGCAACAUGAGAACUCACUGGAUCACGAUAUAACUAUGUAAUUAAUAGAUAUCUUUAAGAGAAAUAGGGUUUUAUUUAUAGGCUAGGCCAACCAAUGUUUUUAUUAUAGGCUACUGAUGGACAUACAUCCUACAACACCCUAAACCAUAUUGUCUUCCUUUGAGUAGUCUCAGAUAUGCCUUUAAAAUGUUACUGGAAGAGGGAUCUAUUUCUUUUAACAAACCAGAAAUGAUGGGUGCAACAAAAACAGAAAAUGUUCAAUUCAGUUCAUAGAACUGUUGGUUGAGAAUUAUUUUCUCCAUGGUGAAGUGAGACACAUCACUGUAAUUUGCAAUCAUCUCUGUAUUGUAGGCCUACUAGAGUAGCCUAUAAGACAAGAGGCAUCAAAGGAAACUUGUUACCUUGAAAAUGGUUCCAUCAUUGCUCCACCUCUGAUUUCAAUUCUUCAAAGCCUUUAUUCACAAUCAGAAGUGUUUGCCUCCAGGGAAAAGAUGCUCUUUGGUGAUCACUAGAAACAGCUAAUUCAUAUUGUCAUUUUGUGGGGCAAAUUCAUGUUGUUCGGCUAUUAAUUAUGCUUUCAUUCAUUUGCCCUCAUCAUGUGUUUUCCAUUCUAUUGUUCGAUGAUGCAUAUAUGGUAAUUGAAUAAAAUAUACACCCCCACAAAUUACA